AAGAGGAGAAGGAACAGGAGGAGAAGGAACAGUGUCUCCUCACAUGGACGCUCCUGUUGGUGCUGGGCAACAAAACUCCUUCCAAGAUCCUGAAGAAAUGGAGCACAGUAUGAGCUCGCCUGAUGUCACAUUUGCACACCCAAAGACACACCUGGAGAUGUUAUUGGAAGAUAUGGGGUUGGACCAUUAUUACAGAGACAAACUAACACUCAACAGAAUGCUUCAGAUUGAUGAGAAGACCAUCACUGAUGAACAACCUGCCAUGUCCAAAACAGACCUUGCGUGGCAUUUUCUAAAGAAAUUGAUGAUGGUUAAUGUGUCAGCAAGGAAUGUGAAUUGUACAUUUGCAAGUGAGUCAAACUGUGAGGCGGCAUCUGAGGUUACACAGUUUGAUUUUGAUGAUAAUGCUAUUUUUGAUGAGCAAAGUUCAAACAUGCUAAACCCCCUUGACUUAAUCACUGCUCUCUUUCUAUGCUCUGAUGGUUUUGUGCAGCAGGAAAUGACUCUCAAGAUGUCUAUGUGUCAGUUCUCUGUGCCUCUGCUGCUUCCUAAUAGUGACACACAGCAGUGUACACUUAUGCUGUGGGCCAUGAGAGACAUUGUUAAGAAGUACAGACCUCAGUCUCUCUCAGACUCCAAGGGCUUCAUUGAAGAGAGAAUUGUUCUUUCUGAACUUCCCAUGGUUUCUUUUGUGAGACUGGGUGAGUGCACCUUGUCUAAGUCUGAGAUCCUCAACAAGCUCCUGAGCAAUUCUCACCAAUACCACGACACUUUUGUUCACCACAACAUGGAGGGUGGAGACAGUCCAAGAAGAAUAUCCAAUGGACUGACUGAAAUUACUUGGUAUCUUCCUGGAGGAAACAAUAACAUGGACAUUUUCAGUGAGCCUGUGGCUGUUGCUAACCUUCGUGGGGACAUUGCUUCAUUUAAAACCCAAUAUUCAUUUCUGUGUCACACAUCUGCAGCAGUUUUUGUCUUCUUUGACAAUUUAGACUCUGGGUGCAAUCUGCUGACGAACCGAACUGGCAAGGCACAGAUCUUCUUGGUGGGUAACCACAAUGGGAAAAACUUCAGCUUAGAGGCUCUAAGAAAGGUAGCAGCUCAGUUGGGCUUGACUAAGAACAACAUCAUUCUUAAGACAAAACAGAAAAAUUAUGCAGACUUUGUCAAAAGUUUGAGGAAGGCAGUCAGUGAUGUAGUUGAGAAUUCACAAACGAAGAUGCGAAUAGAGCAGAUGGCUGACAUUGCCCAUGAACUUGGGAUUUUGGUUGAUGAAGAUGCUUCAGAGUGCAAGAAUGGAAAGAAAAAUGCAGAUGCUAUCACUGAAGAAAUCCAAGAUUUCUGA
This is a messenger RNA of Mugil cephalus (flathead mullet), 1345 nucleotides long. RefSeq names its product up-regulator of cell proliferation-like. NCBI's taxonomy places the organism in Eukaryota, Metazoa, Chordata, Actinopteri, Mugiliformes, Mugilidae. The coding region runs from base 44 to 1345 and encodes 433 amino acids. The record is from RefSeq and is a predicted model, not a curated record. The transcript has 3 exons.